This is a messenger RNA of Drosophila innubila, 1048 nucleotides long. Its product is annotated as valacyclovir hydrolase. The record is from RefSeq and is a predicted model, not a curated record. Bases 109 to 951 code for a protein of 280 amino acids. NCBI's taxonomy places the organism in Eukaryota, Metazoa, Arthropoda, Insecta, Diptera, Drosophilidae. The transcript has 2 exons.
AAGUAAAUCGAAAAGCUUAAUUGGCGCCUGCUUAAGUUGUUGUCAUCGAGCAUUUACAGCUGUGCGGCUUAUCAAAUCGCUUAUCGAACACUACAAGCUGCUUACGUAAUGCUCUCUGGCACUCAACUGGGGCGUCUGGCGAGUCGCUUGAUGCCUCGCAUUGUACGAUCUCUCCACACGGAGCGCAAAGUGCAAGUCCAGGGAACUGGAGACUUGCAUAUUGUUGAGUGUGGCAGUGGAUCGCGUAGUUUGCUGUUAAUGCCUGGUGCCCUGGGAUCGGCCUGGACAGAUUUUAAACCGCAAAUAGAGCAGUUACCCAAACUACUGCCAGAUCACACGAUCAUUGCAUGGGAUCCCCCAGGCUAUGGAAAGUCGGUUCCUCCGCAACGUAAAUUCGGACUUGAGUUCUACCGCGAAGAUGCCGAGGCAGCUUUGAAGCUGAUGCGUGCUCUCGACAGGCCAAAGUUCUCAAUUCUCGGUUGGAGCGAUGGUGGCAUCACAGGCCUAGUUCUAGCCGCUCGUCAUGCUGAUUCUGUGGAAAAGUUAGCCUUUUGGGGUGUGGGCGCAUACAUAAACGAGUCUGAAAUGAAGACUCUCGCAGAGAUACGAGAUGUCGCCAAGUGGUCACCACGCAUGCGUGAGCCAAUGGAGAAGGUCUAUGGAGUUGAGCGCUUUGCCCAGCUCUGGGCGGAAUGGGCGGAUGCCGAGUGUGACUUCUACAAGCAUCGAGGCGGUGACAUUUGUCGCACUGAGGUGGAGCAAGUGAAGGCGCCCACGUUCAUACUCCAUGGCAAGAAGGAUCCUGUUAUUGCCGCCGAACAUGCACCUUGGCUAAGGGAGCGAAUGCCUCAUGCACGGUACCAUGAAUUCCCAGAAGGCAAGCACAAUAUUCACCUGCGAUAUGCCGAAGAGUUCAACAAGCUCGUCUCGGAUUUUUUUAAGGAUAAAUAACAGGGAAAGGAAUUCAAAAUCAGAUUUUUUUAAAGGAUUUAUCAAAGGGGAAGGAAGUCAAAAUAAAAAAGUGUAACUAUUUUUGCUUAUUGACAAA